AUGUCAUGCCUAAGUUUGUGGUGUCUGUGGCUCAUAUCAACGUUUCAGCUUGUAUCCGCAACGGCUAGCACUGCUAAGACAACAACUACAGCAAAUUCCAAAACUUCUUUUUCGAAAGAGGACCCGUUUCCUGUGCUAACAGUGGGUAAAGAUGUUAACGGAAACUAUUAUGUGAAUAGUACGUUCGGCACACCUGGUCAACUUCAGCGACUUGAAGUAGAUAUCGUUCAACCAUACCUAAAUGUAGCGUCUGGAACGAAUGAUAGCCGCAGUAAGUUCUCAGAUGUAUGUAAUAGCCAUCCUAGUUACUUCGCAAACGAAUCUACAUCAUCAGUUCCUGUUUCUCCUGGGCAAAUAUAUGAAUUUUCUUUCGUUGACGGUAGAGCCGUUAACUGUACUUUGAUAACAGACGACAUGAACUUUACGGAUAUCUCAUCAGAAAAUUCUUCCGGUACCUUGGUAACAGAAUUACUGAAGACUCGAGGUAAUGUACAAUUCAACUCAGGAAGUCUAUCAAUUUCUAACGUUUCAUUUUUUAGUGUAGAAUCCUCAAAUUUUAAGACAUCAGGUUUGUUAGGGUUGAGCGGUAAGAUCACAAAUCCUGGCUCUGCAGCUGACAGUUCCCAUUAUACAGAACAAUCUUACUUCUUAUCUUUAUUGAAAGAUGUAAACCUCAUUGAAAGUCCGUCAUAUUCAUUGUGGUUGGCUGGGGACACUUCCACAUACCAGACGCAUAGAGAUCCAAUAUACAAUUGUGGAAAGCUGCUUCUUGGGGGAGUUGAUCCUUCACUGUUUACUGGUACGCUGGGAAAAUUUGACCUAAUUCCGUAUGUCGAUCCAGUGAGUAGUGCGGUGAGUACUGGAUAUCCAAUCGUGCCAUUAGGUCCGAUUUAUAUUGUGUCGAAUAGUGGACAAAGCUUGAACAUGACUUCGAAGGACUUUUUAAGCCCAGCUUUACUAGAUUCCACUUCUUCUGUUAGUUAUCUGCCAACUAAUACAAUCAUUCAGAUCGCCGUUCAAAUUGCGGCUACUUAUGUGGAAUCCCUAGACAGGUGGCUAGUCCAAUGUUCUAUGGCCAAUAUGGGUGUCUCCCUUGGUUUUACACUCCGAGAAUUGGUAAUUGAAAUUCCGUUGCGUGAUUUAUUAUCGUCUACUUACGACACAUCCACCAACUCUUCGAUGUUUUUCAGUUCGGGCCAAGAAGCUUGUUUUCUGACGCUAUAUGCUAAUACCAAUACGGGAUUAAACAUACUAGGAGAAGCGUUUAUGAAAAACAUAUAUAUGGCAAUGGACUUAGAGGAUAACACUAUAGCGAUUGCGCAGGCAAAGAAGAUUGAAGAUGAUGCAGUUAAUGAUGAUGCAAAUGAAACUAAUGCAUCCACUGUUAUCAAGAAGAUUAAAUCCGGAUAUAUCCCUUACGCAAGAAUGAUGAAUAGUAGCAGUACAAGAAACUUGACGCUCUAUCCAUCCCAUAGGUCGGGUUAUAUGCUCACUGUUCCUGGCCAAUUAACAGCAGCAUACUCAAACGGUGUGAUUACAGGUGCAGGUCGGUCAUUUUAUGACACUUCAAGAACAACUACGAGUCCUAGAACAUCUAGUAGUCAAUUUGACAGUUUUUCUGUGUCAGCCUCAGAAGAGUUGUCAAAUACGAGUAAUAGAACUAGCAGUGCAUCAGGAGCGGGCAUCCGCUUGAGCAAUCCAUAUACACUACAUGAUAGUCCAGCUGGGUUUGUAACCCGUGCAGCAUCGUUGUUACUACUAUCGACGUGUUUGAUACUGAUACUGUUUUAA
Saccharomyces mikatae IFO 1815 is the source of this 1791-nucleotide messenger RNA. RefSeq names its product putative aspartic endopeptidase (gene YPS7). Gene Ontology annotation, biological process: proteolysis. The record is from RefSeq and is a predicted model, not a curated record. Gene Ontology annotation, molecular function: aspartic-type endopeptidase activity. The coding region runs from base 1 to 1791 and encodes 596 amino acids. Lineage: Eukaryota; Fungi; Ascomycota; Saccharomycetes; Saccharomycetales; Saccharomycetaceae. The transcript has a single exon.